GCCACACCCAUUCGUCCACGGCGGCGGCCGGUGCCAGCUCAGCAGCCUCCACCGUCCGUACUCAAUCUUCAAACCACUUCCCGCCAUGAAUCUCGUUAACCACACCUCCGUUUCUCUUCGCUUCUCCACUGGAUUACUCCCUCGCCGGCGCUCUCUCCCUCUCGGCCGACGAGUCUUACUCUCAAGGUCGAGCAGUCUUUCCUUCCCGGCUCACGAGGUCAAGCACCGCCGGGAGCUGGAAGCUGCCAUAGGGAUUGUGGAGCGCGCUUGUCGCAUCUGCGUUGACGUGCAGAGUUCCGUGCGCUCUAGUGAAGCAGCGUCCGUGGAGAAGACCGACAGUACUCCAGUCACCAUCGCAGACUUCGGCGUUCAAGCUUUUGUCAGUUUUGAGCUAGCUCAAGCUUUCCCUGCUAUUCCCUUAGUUGCUGAAGAGGAUUCUGGGUUCUUGAGGGCAAAUAACCUUGUGGAUUCUGUGGUCGGUGUGGUUGCUGAUAAAUCAAGUUCAGACAAGCCAUUGACUCGAGCUCAAGUCCUGGAGGCAAUUGAUAGAGGGGGAAAGAAUGCCAUUGUUUACGAGAAUAAGCCAGCCACUUACUGGAUCCUCGAUCCAAUUGAUGGUACCAAGGGUUUUCGCAAAGGAAGUGGAGCCUUAUAUGUGGUGGGUUUGGCACUUGUGGUUGAAGGGGAGAUUGUAUUAGGUGUUAUGGGCUGCCCCAACUGGGACGAUUCUGAAUCCUUCCAAUCCAUUACAGGGGUCAGCAAUGGACUAAGUAGAGUAGGGAUUGUAAUGGCUGCUCAUAUUGGUUGUGGGACCUGGAGAAGGAGGUUUCAAGAUGGCCUCCAGAGUGAAUCAGCUGAACCAUCUGAUCACGUUUGGAGUAGAUGCUUGGUUGACAAGUGUCUGUUAGCAUCCCAAGCACGAUUUUGCAUUACAGAUAGUGCGACUUGGGAAUCAUUGCCUUUGUCGCCUUUCUUUAGUACAACAACUGAUGCUGUUGACAAUGGUAGUGGAAGGAGUGUGGUUCUCUUGAAGGCUUGCUGUGGCAGUUUAUCUAGGUAUAUUAUGGUGGCUUUAGGAAUCGCAUCUGUCUUCAUUCUACUAGCGAAACCACGGAUAUCAACCAAGGUGUGGGAUCAUGCAGUUGGGUUGAUAUGCGUUCAUGAAGCUGGGGGCAAGGUGACUGAUUGGGCAGGGGCUGAACUUAACCUUGCAGAGGAUGGUGUGGAGCGAAGGAUCCUAUAUCCUGCAGUUGGAGUUCUUGCAACCAGUGGCAAGAUCCACAACCAGAUCGUGGAGAUGAUUUCUAUUUUGGCGGUGGUGUAG
This is a messenger RNA of Linum tenue, 1324 nucleotides long. NCBI's taxonomy places the organism in Eukaryota, Viridiplantae, Streptophyta, Magnoliopsida, Malpighiales, Linaceae. The record is from the annotation of a GenBank genome assembly.